Messenger RNA from Haliotis rubra (blacklip abalone), 965 nucleotides. RefSeq names its product phospholipase A2 isozymes PA3A/PA3B/PA5-like. The record is from RefSeq and is a predicted model, not a curated record. Lineage: Eukaryota; Metazoa; Mollusca; Gastropoda; Lepetellida; Haliotidae. The coding region runs from base 349 to 834 and encodes 161 amino acids. Gene Ontology annotation, molecular function: A2-type glycerophospholipase activity. The transcript is spliced from 5 exons. Gene Ontology annotation, biological process: phospholipid metabolic process; arachidonate secretion.
GUAAGACAUCUGUCUGUUCUCAUCUGUCGUGAGUGAGCGGAUGCUUUAGAAGAUGUGGAACAUAUUUAUUGUCACUGUGUUCGGACUGAUGGUUUCCCCGUGUGACAGUCGACCUGAGAGUGGGCUGUUACUGACCUACAAGGACGGGGACGGCACUGCCCGGCUCUACUCGGACGGGAACAGCGUGGUGUACGCCUUCUUUUCGAAAGCCGGUCAUCUCAUUGACUGCGACAUGAGUUCACUCAAUGGCUCUACGAUUCUCUUCAAGAGGCUUUGAGUAACCGUCCAGAAUCUCACCAACUCGUUACUUUUGAUCUGCGCCGCCUGGCAAGACAAUGCCGUCGAUAUAUGCGGAAAAUGCUGAGGCAGAGUGACCAGGACAACGUGGAGCAGGUUCGCAUCACCAAACAGAGAAUCAAGCUUCAUAUGGGGUACCCAGGCACACAGUCGUGUAUGACCACCAGCACACAAACCAACAGAACCAUAAGCAGGGCAGCCAGGAGUGCCGACAGAUGCUGCAAGACACUCCAUAGUUGCAAAGAUGUGAUGCCAGCCACGUCGUCUCACUCAGAGACGUUCAACUACUACCCGUGGCCGGUGUAUGGGUGUUCCUGUACCGACGCUUUCAAUAGCUGCUUGAAGAAGGCAAAAACUCCAGUUGCCCGUGAAGUGGGCAAUCUUUUCUUCAAUGUGUUUGGUGCACGUUGUUUCCGCGUGGAGGAGAAGCGUGAAUGUGAGACGUGGGAUGCAUGGUACACAAAAUGCACCAACUACCAUUUCACACGACAUGCACAUUUAAAAUCUACCAAGUCAUUUGAAGACACUGGCAAUUAACCGCAUGUACACUCUUCAAUGCACCUCCCUGAUGUACAAUAUUUAACAUGUGUGACACAUUCCGUCAGGGAAACAAUCAUUCUCGCACUGAAUGAAACAAAAAGUUGAAUAAAUGUUUUCCAAAAAUGUUC